This is a messenger RNA of Iphiclides podalirius (scarce swallowtail), 465 nucleotides long. Lineage: Eukaryota; Metazoa; Arthropoda; Insecta; Lepidoptera; Papilionidae. The record is from the annotation of a GenBank genome assembly.
AUGCCGAAACUUGAAGAAAAACCAAGAAUUUACUUGGAAGAGUACCGCUUAAAGAAUGCUGCAAAUGAUUAUGGAAUGGCAGAUGAAAAGUGGAAUUUUAAAAAAUUUACCAAGAAAUUCCGAAUAGUCAUUGUGAGAAUGGAUAAUUUUGAAAUGGAAUUUGAUUUGAUUGGUAUACAACCAGCCUUUGCCAAUGCUUUUAGAAGAUUGAUGUUGAGUGAAGUUCCUAGUAUGGCUAUUGAAAAGGUUAUGAUAAGUAAUAAUACAUCUAUAAUACAAGAUGAAGUACUAGCCCACAGGUUAGGACUGAUUCCUCUUAAAGCAGAUCCCAGGUUAUUUGAAUAUCGUCCUGAAGAAACUGGACCUAGAGACACACCGAAUGUGAGCAGUUUGCAUAUCGAGAAAAUUCCGACGAGUUACCUUCCUGGCAGGAUAUCCAAGAUGAAUGACAAUCACUCAUCGAUG